CUGCACGUAAGCUUCAGAACAGAACACACUGAGACUCUGUUUCACAUUAUCAUUCUCCUCUCUAUAAAUAAAAUGCCAUUAAUUUCAUUGUUUCCCAUUAGGCCCACAAUUCUACUAGCUCUAACUUAAUUACUCUGCAAAAAUGACUUUGGAAGCAAGUGAAAAAAGAGUGACAAAACAACAAACAGGUGGUGUGCAAGCACCACCAACACAAGAACCUGAUCAUCAGCUUCCUUGCCCACGCUGUGACUCUAUCAACACAAAGUUCUGCUAUUACAACAACUAUAAUUUGUCUCAGCCCCGCCAUUUCUGCAAGUCUUGCCGCCGUUACUGGACCCAAGGGGGCACUUUACGUGACAUCCCAAUUGGUGGAGGUAGCCGCAAAAAUGCAAAACGCUCCCGUAUUUACACCAAUACCCCCUUCUCCACCAUUGCUUCCGUUUCUCCUCACGUAGUACCCGGUAAUUCUCCGUUUGUGCUUCCUCUUCCUGCAGCCAAUCAAUUACUUUUUGGUACCGAUGUGAAGCCUAUCAAUAAUUUCACAUCGUUGUUGAGUUCUCAUGGGCCUGGGGUUUUAGCGCUUGGUGGAAUUGAGGAUAUGGGGUUUGAUAUUGGAAGAAGUGCCGUUUGGCCGUUUCCCGGAGCUCCGGAUCCGUAUGGUCGGAAUUAUAACAAUGGUAGCGGAGCUGGGAUGUGGCAGUUCUCCGGCGGAGAUUAUUUUAAUUAAUGAAUUUUCCAGAUAUAUACAUUUGCCAUUGAAUUGGCAUUGUUAUGCAUGAAAAUGAUUUGAGUAUGCGUUAGUUUUAUGUAACAGAGUACUA
This is a messenger RNA of Solanum tuberosum (potato), 821 nucleotides long. Its product is annotated as dof zinc finger protein DOF3.4-like. NCBI's taxonomy places the organism in Eukaryota, Viridiplantae, Streptophyta, Magnoliopsida, Solanales, Solanaceae. Bases 143 to 727 code for a protein of 194 amino acids. The record is from RefSeq and is a predicted model, not a curated record. Gene Ontology annotation, biological process: regulation of DNA-templated transcription. Gene Ontology annotation, molecular function: DNA-binding transcription factor activity; DNA binding. The transcript has a single exon.